UUGGAUUGUCGGGAGUUCUCGGAGCGUUCGACGGACACUGGGCAGUGGGCACUUGGGCAGUAGGCACUAGGCAGUAGUGAUUGACUACACUCAGUGACUAGCCAGUAGACUGCCAGUAGACCCGCUCCUGACUUCUCAACGACGUCAGCCGAGGCAAGCUGGCAAGAUGAGGGUCCUAUCACUUGCAUUGUUGUUCCUGUUUGUAAUUGUAUUUAUAGACGAUUCUUCUGCGCAACAGAAAUUACGUAAGCACAAGAAGUAUAAGCCCCGACACCAUCACAAGUUGCAGCACAUCCCUGAGGAGGAGACCCUGCCUGAGUGGAAGGAGGUGGGGAUGGGGAUGGAGAAGCUAGAGGUGCCUCAGGUCCCACAACUGCUCAUCACCAACAAUGUGCCAAUCUCUGAUCCGUGCCUACACAAGCACUGUGGAGCUGGCCGAGUUUGCCAUCUCAGUGAUGAUGGUGAGGCAGAGUGUCUGUGUAUCCCUUCUUGCCCACUGGAACGUGAUCCUCGCAGAAAGGUGUGCACCAACCACAACGAGACCUGGGGUUCGGACUGUGAGGUCUACCAGAUGCAGUGCUACUGUGACGAGGGCAGUGACAAGUGCACCAAGGAGGAAUACCAGCACAUACAGAUAGACUACUACGGCCAGUGUCGCGAGAUGCCGGAGUGCAAGGAGGAUGAGAUGGCAGACUUCCCUCGCCGCAUGAGGGAUUGGCUGUUCAACAUCAUGAGGGACCUGGCUGACCGACAGGAGCUGUCCCCCCACUACCUCAAACUGGAGCGCGAAGCAGAGACUAACCUCACCCGAAGAUGGAGCAACGCAGCGGUGUGGAAGUGGUGUGACCUCGACGGCCACCCACACGACAGGAGCGUUUCUAGACAUGAGUUGUUCCCCAUCAGAGCUCCUCUGAUGUCACUGGAGCACUGCAUCGCUCCGUUCCUCGACCUAUGUGACGUUGAUGACAACCACCGCAUCACGCUCACUGAAUGGGCAAAGUGUCUGGAGCUGGAGGAGGAAGAUCUUGAAGACCGCUGUGAGGUAGUCCGAGGUGAAGAAGAAGAAGAGUAGAACACAUGACUGUAUCCCAUCACUGAACCAUUACAUUUAAGUUAUUUAGUGUAAAAUAAUGAUUCCUUGUAAUAUAAAUUAACAAGUCUUUGUUUUUAAGCUAGUAAAGGUGCUACUAGGUAGUACUUUUAACACUGCCAUUUAUUAUCGAACCUAUAUGUUAAGAUUUGUGUGAAAACAUUUUAACGAAUAAUGACCAAGGUAAUUAUGAUUGUAAAGUCUUUAUCAACAAAAUUUUCUCUUAGCCUACCAUAUUAGUUUUUAGUUAAUUGUUUUUAAUAAACUUAAAUACGUUUAACUAAAAGUAUAUAAAAUGUAUUAUUUUUGCCUUUUUGUUCUAUUUCAAAGACUAUCACUUUUACACCCGCUAAAGUUACUGAGUUUAAUGUUUUU
Macrosteles quadrilineatus (aster leafhopper) is the source of this 1465-nucleotide messenger RNA. RefSeq names its product SPARC (gene SPARC). The record is from RefSeq and is a predicted model, not a curated record. Bases 167 to 1072 code for a protein of 301 amino acids. Lineage: Eukaryota; Metazoa; Arthropoda; Insecta; Hemiptera; Cicadellidae. The transcript has 8 exons. Gene Ontology annotation, biological process: anatomical structure development. Gene Ontology annotation, molecular function: protein binding; collagen binding; extracellular matrix binding.